GUAGAGACAUUGCAGAAAAUUUUAAUAUUAUUGUAAAUUCUCAUGAACUAAAAACUCUAAAUAUAUCUCCCAGUAAUUUUAUGGAUACAGUAGAAAAGAUAUGGAGAGACAUUAGUCCUUUAUAUUUCGAAUUACAUCGGUAUGUUGGAAGAAAACUAGAAAAUGAAUACCCAAGUACGUUCAAUUUCUCCCAAGGCUUAAUCCCCGCAAAUCUAUUAGAUGCACCGUCGUUGGAUUCGUGGACGAAUUUGUUAGAAAUUGCCACACCUUACCCCGAAAUCAAAAAUUCGACUGGGACUUCCACAGAAAUAUUACCGAAUGAAGUUUUUGAACUUGUUAAUGAUUAUAUGGUGUCGAUGGGUCUCUACAAUAUAACGCAUCACUUUGGCUUAUCACUAAACGAAAAUCAGACCAACUACGAUUGCGAAGUAAUUCCCAACAGGCUUCUACAUUCAACUUGUAAUUAUUUGCAGUAAGUCCUAA
This is a messenger RNA of Agrilus planipennis (emerald ash borer), 483 nucleotides long. Its product is annotated as angiotensin-converting enzyme-like. The coding region runs from base 81 to 476 and encodes 131 amino acids. Lineage: Eukaryota; Metazoa; Arthropoda; Insecta; Coleoptera; Buprestidae. The record is from RefSeq and is a predicted model, not a curated record. Gene Ontology annotation, cellular component: membrane. Gene Ontology annotation, molecular function: metallopeptidase activity; peptidyl-dipeptidase activity. The transcript has 2 exons. Gene Ontology annotation, biological process: proteolysis.